AUGGAUAGUGACAUAGUAGUAAGAGAGGCCACGCCUCAGGACCUCGCGGUGCGCACAGAGCUCGUGCGGUGCAGCAUUGUGGAGUAUGAUCUCUCUGCAUUCUUCAUGUUAUUCUUUCAAGAGUUGACGCUGCACGUGUGCGUGCUGGGCGGCGCCGUGGUGUUCAUCUUCCUGGGCGGCGGGCCCGGCGCCGCCGCCGCGCUGCUGCUGGGCGUGGCGGCGCUGCUGGCGGGCGGCGCUGCGCUGGCGCACCGCGCGGCCGCGGCGCGGCUGGCGGCGCGCCUGCCGGCCGAGCUGUACGGCUGUGUGGCCGAGCGGCGCGGCCGCGUGCUGGGCACGGCCAGCGUGGCGGAGUGCUGGGGCCCGCGCCGCAGCGGCUGGCUGCAGGCGCUGGCCGUGGCGCCGGGCUGGCGGCGGCGCGGCGUGGCGCGCGCGCUGCUGGCGGCGGCGCGGGCGCGCGCGGCGGCCGAGGGCCUGGAGUCGCUGGAGGCGGCCGCCAGCCAGCUGCAGGCCGCCGCCACGGGCCUGCUGCACAGCGCGGGGUGCGUGCCGCUCCCUACUGCUCUCUGCAGGCGGCGACCUGUCUUACAGAGUGUGGCUGUCCGGCAGGUGGGAGAUGCGCGGCUCGUACCACCGGCCGCUGCUGGGCGCGGCGCUGACGCUGCCGAUGACUCGCAUGGGGCUCGAGCUGCCACACGCGUGAUGCCGGCCACCUCUACUGACUUCUCAUCGAAUCUCGAAAUACGUCGCAAUCAUUAUCAGCAGUAG
This is a messenger RNA of Spodoptera exigua (beet armyworm), 768 nucleotides long. Lineage: Eukaryota; Metazoa; Arthropoda; Insecta; Lepidoptera; Noctuidae. The record is from the annotation of a GenBank genome assembly.